This is a messenger RNA of Aspergillus neoniger CBS 115656, 417 nucleotides long. RefSeq lists its product as uncharacterized. The record is from RefSeq and is a predicted model, not a curated record. The transcript is spliced from 4 exons. NCBI's taxonomy places the organism in Eukaryota, Fungi, Ascomycota, Eurotiomycetes, Eurotiales, Aspergillaceae. Bases 1 to 417 code for a protein of 138 amino acids.
AUGUUCAGUGGGCAUACCACUGCAGAAUUGCUUGGUCCAUAUCUGCGCCACUCAAGCAAGCAUCCGCUAGAUGACUACAUCGGAACCCAUCCAUGGAAUACAUUCAUUGGGCGACGCAAGGGAACACUAAUUUGGAGCGGAAAACUAAAUCUAUUCUGGUUCAUCUACCGUGUUUCUGGACUUUGCGGUGUCGUUGGGGUACAGGUUCUCCCUCCUGGAGAUGUGGAGAUAGGCAAGCUGAUACAGAUGUUCGAAAACCCAUUUGGGCAAUGCGAGCGCACCAAGGUCGGGCUGGAGAAGGCUUUUCAGACAGUUGAGGAGAGUGUCAGUGGCAUUGUCAAGCUCAUUGAUGGUGCCACGCGCAUGUCCGUGGGAGCCCAGUUGCGGGUCUGGGAUGGUACCGUCUUUCCGUGGUAA